CCCAACCUGCCGUGCUGGGAGCGGGCCGGAGCGCGGAGGCUGCGGGAUGCUGCGGGCGGGCGGCCGGGCUGCGCUGCGUGUCGGGCCCCGGGGCCGGGAGCCCGGGGCGGGCGGGCGGCGGCGCUGCUGCAGCUCCGGGCCGGACAGCCUGAAGCAGACGCCCCUCCAUGCCUUCCACCGGCAGCAGGGUGGCAGGAUGGUGAACUUCGCUGGCUGGAGCAUGCCCGUGCAGUACGCGCUGAGCCACCUGGAGUCCCACCUGCACACGCGCCAGCACUGCUCCCUCUUUGAUGUCUCCCACAUGCUGCAGACCAAGGUGUUUGGCCAGGACCGGGUGAAGUUCAUGGAGAGCCUGGUGGUUGGGGACAUCGCGGAGCUGAAGCCGGACCAGGGCACCCUGUCUCUCUUCACUAACGAGGAGGGAGGCAUCCUCGACGACCUGAUCGUGACCAGCACGUCAGAGCAGCACCUCUAUGUGGUGUCCAAUGCAGGCUGCAGGGAGAAGGACUGGGCCCUGAUGCAGGGCCGAGCAGAGGAGCUGCGGGCUGCGGGCGGCGAUGUGCACCUGGAGGUCUCUGAGAACGCGCUGCUGGCUCUGCAAGGUCCUUCAGCGGUACAGGUGCUGCAGACAGGCGUGUUGGACGACCUGGCCAAGCUGCCCUUCAUGAGUAGUGCGGUGAUGGGUGUGUUUGGGGUGCCAGGCUGUAGGGUGACGCGCUGCGGCUACACCGGAGAGGAUGGCGUGGAGAUCUCGGUGCCCGUGGGGCGCGCGGUGGAGCUGGUGGAGCUGCUGCUCAGGGAUCCACAAGUGCAGUUGGCAGGGCUGGCGGCCAGGGACAGCCUGCGCCUGGAGGCGGGACUCUGUCUCUAUGGCAACGACAUUGAUGAGACGACCACACCUGUGGAGGCAGCUCUGGUGUGGACACUGGGGAAGCGGCGCCGGGUGGCCAUGGAUUUCCCUGGUGCCCGGGUCAUUGUGCCCCAGAUCAAAGAGAAGGUUAAGCGCAAGCGCGUGGGGCUGAUUUCCACGGGCCCCCCCAUCCGGCCACACAUGCCCAUCCUGAGCCCGGAGGGCAGGCCCAUUGGUAGGUGGGGUGUGCAGAAGAGUGGCCCUUGGGGGGGGUGCUUGGGCUUGGCUACCCCUUCAUUAGCCCACUUGCACUGGCCUCCCUUCCCGUUGCUGUGCCACAGCCCAGGGGGCAGGACCCUGACACUGGCACGCUUGGCGUGGCCAUCUCCCUGUGUGACAAGCUCCAACCUGCAAAGCUCACAAACUGGGCCCCAUGUCAAGGAGGAUGGAACAGCUGCAUGUGUGGGGUCUGCCCACCUGGGCCCUAGCAGUGGUGGGGGGCUGGCUGGCACGGCUGUGCCCACGCUAACCCACCACUUGUGCUUGCUGUGCCCAGGCGAAGUGACCAGUGGCUGCCCCUCUCCCUGCCUGAAGAAGAACGUGGCCAUGGGCUAUGUGGAGGGCGAGCAGAGCCGGGUGGGCACGGUGCUGGCAGUGGAGGUGCGGAAGAAGAGCUGCCCUGCCCUGGUCACCAGGAUGCCCUUUGUGCCCACCCGCUACCACACGCUCAAGUGAGACGUCGCUGGCAGCCACGCCUCCCCUCCACCCCAACCAAUCAGCAUGCAGCUCUCUGCCCCACAUGAGAAGCCAUGUCCCCAAUCGGGACAGCCUGGCCCCACAGUCCCACCCAUCCAAGCAAGGCUGGGCCCCACUAGGGCCAGAGAGCCAAAGUCCAGCCAUGUGCUACCCAGUCACUGCCAAGGGCAUGGGCCAGGUGCCUUCCAGCCCCAUCUGAGGCCGAUGCCAAACCAGGCCAGUCUGUUAGUUUUCUGGGGCUGGGGGGGAGGGGGGAGCCUCUGAGCUGUGCCCCCAGUGUCCAGACAUGCUAUGGCCUGCUGCAUGUAAGCCAAAUGCUGCCAGGCAAUGGGCUAGCAAGGUGAGAGCCCCUCUGCUGCCCUAAGCCACCUGGGCAUCCCCCCAUUUUUGUAAUUGGGCUGUAAUUGUCCAUUAAAGACCCCCCCCCAACUCCA
This is a messenger RNA of Mauremys reevesii (Reeves's turtle), 2040 nucleotides long. It is a transcript of the gene AMT, whose product is annotated as aminomethyltransferase. The transcript has 8 exons. Gene Ontology annotation, molecular function: aminomethyltransferase activity; protein binding. The record is from RefSeq and is a predicted model, not a curated record. Gene Ontology annotation, biological process: glycine catabolic process. Lineage: Eukaryota; Metazoa; Chordata; Testudines; Geoemydidae. Gene Ontology annotation, cellular component: mitochondrion. The coding region runs from base 47 to 1585 and encodes 512 amino acids.